This is a messenger RNA of Recurvomyces mirabilis, 477 nucleotides long. RefSeq lists its product as uncharacterized. The transcript has 2 exons. NCBI's taxonomy places the organism in Eukaryota, Fungi, Ascomycota, Dothideomycetes, Mycosphaerellales, Teratosphaeriaceae. The coding region runs from base 1 to 477 and encodes 158 amino acids. The record is from RefSeq and is a predicted model, not a curated record.
AUGUUCGCUCACGUGCUCCACUUCCUCCUCGCCAUGAUCGCCCUCACACUUGCCGCACCAACAUCAAGAAACUGUCCCGUCGAAGACACACCAUGGGAUAUCCGAAAUCUAGUCGCCUUCCAAGCAGCACCCGGAGCCAACGUAGCCAGCUACAUCAAGCUACACUUCUGCGACCAGAACACAGGUCUAGAGCUAGAGACCGAGUGUUCACGGACUCUUGCCGCCGGGAGCAGCGACUCAUUAGUGGACACAGAGAAUUGGUAUCCUUGCGACAAUGCCGAUGUAAGGUUUAAGUACGGUGGCGACACAGUGUGGAUUGAGAGGGCGUUCACCAGUCCUUGUCUUGGUCCACCACCGUACGAUGGUGCGGUUGCAUAUGGAGAAGCCGGUACGAAUGUGGUUAACACGACUUCUGCGGCUGGUAAUACAUGCACGCAGGAUCACUUCGUUGUGGAGAUCACGAGUGAGAGCUCAUGA